GCAACCCAGCUUUGGCCUUUUGGCGGCGGCACAAGGCAGCUGGCAGCAGUAGGGCUCUCUACUGUCUACAUCGCCCCGAGCCCAGUUCUCGGCCCUUGUCUCUUCCAUGUACAUUUUCAGUGCUGAGAAGGUGUCAGGUGUUGCUGUGCUGUGAAACAAGGCUGAGGGCGCUACACUUUGCAUCGGAAGUCUGCCAGAAGCAACUCCGAAAUCACCCCAGCCAGUGCUGAGACCUCAGAGUAAACCUAGUCAGUGGAAAUUGAACGUUUAUGAGGCUGAAGUGACGUGUGCCUGUGUUGACCCAGGGGUCUGACUCAGAAGUCACCUAGAAGUCCGCGCCACCUCCGUGCACUUGUCUUGCCAGCCCGUUUAGCCCUCUGUGUGUUACCCCCGCGAUGCCCCUUGUCCGCACGCAGGUAUUGGCGGUUACCAGGGAAGGCGUCGUGCAUCUGGAUAUCUCAGAUCGCAGAGCACAUUGCCAAUCGGUUGCCAGAGAAUGAGAUCCCCAUGACGCUGCCUGACGGAGCCACAACAACCCUGUCCUGCGAGCCCCGGCACAGGACCAUCAACCCGUCCAAGUCGUGCCCUCAGAACGCCUACAGCAAAAGCUGGUGUGAGCCCGACAGCCUGGAGAACAAUUCAUGGGGGCCGCAAGCGUUUGAGCUGGCCGUGCAGUGCAACGUCGUGGCGCGCUGCAGGUGGCUGGUGUCGCACUCUUGCGGCUACGAGCCAGUCAAAGCAUUGACGGUCGCAGCGGACCACAGACACACGGCAGCCGCCGAGUACCUGGUCAUGCACCUGCACGUGCACCUGCGACAGGGGGCCAAGGCGGCGGCGUGGAACAGCCACUCACCGCUAGCGUUGUGGCUGGUGGGGCGCUGCGAGCCACGACCCAGCGAUACGGUGGGAUUGCUGGUGGCAGCAGCCCGGGGCUGCAUGCUGCAGGCGCUGGCGUGGUUGCUGGUGCGCGUGGAGGUCGGGAAGCUGGACCCCAAUGUCAAGCAAUUGCCAAGGCCAGCGGGACGCCGGAUGAGGGUGCGAAGGCGGAGUGGCUGCAAGCCGAGCUUGCAACGGUGGCCUAAAGGUAUUUCUGGAGGUGGUAGCCAAGGCGGCUGAUGAGGCGGGGGGCAACAUACAGCCAGAAGUCAUGUGUCUGAGAAGUGAGGGCUGAGUCAUGCAGCGUGCACGUUAGUACGUAUGACCGGAACACACGUAGGAUGGAGCGACGUGAGUGAAUACCGUAGCUUUAUUGCUGACACGCUUUGAUGUCUCCUCGCAGGGUGCUCCUCACGUCCGGUUUGUUUUACACUUCAGGCCAUUUCACUUUAAAUUGCCGGCAGGUAUCAGGCAUACUGAACUUCAGAUUACGCAGGUUGAUUGACAUCCGCAGUGAGUGAAGCGAGCGGUGCGUGCAGGGGUGCGUGGCUGAGACCAUGUUGAUUUCUAUUUGGUCGGGCUGCGGCAGAGUAAGGGAACGACAGGCGAUAGGACCGAAUGCAGGGUUCUUUGUGUUCUGAUCCCCGCGUGUCCGCACUUGCUGGCGUAUGUUUGAUUUUCGGCACUGCGAGAGUGGUUGGCGGGCGUUUCAGAACUCGGCCACGUCGUUCGAACCGUGGCUGCAGCGGCAGGGGCUGGAGCCAGGGCAGGACCCUUGCCGGAUUUCAAACCCGGCGCAAUGCAUGGGACGGCUGGGAGUUUGCCGGCUCCCUGCGCACGGACGGUGACGCUGCAUGUGUGGCACUGCGCAAGAAGGCCACUGCGGCUGGCGGCAGCGGGACGGACAGCAGCCAGUCGCGCGGGCGCGGGGGCAGCCGAGCGCGCGGGCGUGGCGGCAGGCGGGCACACUCUGAGCUACGACGGGGCCCACGCUGGUCACCGUCUUCAUUGCCGCUUCCUCCGCUGCUGUCCGUCCCGCGCUCGGCGGCAGCGGCAACGAAGACGGUGACCAGCGUGGGCCCCGUGGCGGGCCGGGCCGGGCACCCGGGGACAACCCAGUGCCGGGCGUGGUCGCGGCUGGCGAUCCGCUGGCUGUCUUUGACCACGUCGCCACGCACUGGCACGGCGAGGUGUGCCGGCAGCGUUGGCGCCGGGAGAGUCGGGCAAAUCCUCUCCUCCCUAGGUCGUCCAUAGGCGCGGAGUCUCCCAGACCGGCGUCAUACCCGUGUGCCCUGCGCCGUCGUGGCGGUGAUAGUCGUGGCGGCGGCGGUCGAGGGCCUGGCGGCGGUGACGGCGGCGGUGCAGGGUCUGGCAGCUGCUGCGGCGGCGCAGGACCGGACGGCAGCGGCGGCGGCGGCGCAGGGCCUGGGCCCAACAGUGACGGCGUGCAUGUGCGUGGCAGAGGGGGCAGGCGGGCAGGCAUGGAGGAGGAGAGCGCGGCGCUGCCCAAGACGCGGCGGCGGCGCGCAAGUUGAGGCCGGCCAGUGUCUGGUUAGGGUCUUUGCUGGCGAGCAUAGCACAGCACAGUAUGUGGUCGGCCGCAGCAGUGAGGAGUGUUGUGGCUAGAGGAUUUCCUGCUGUGUGGUUGAUUGCGGGAUAUGCUAGUGCUUGACAGCGGGACUUGCUGGACGCAUGGCUGGCCGUGCCUGUACGAACCGACCUCGGCUGAUGUCCGGGAGAUCAGGUAGACGCUUGCGGCCUCAGACUAGAGACAUGGCGGGGGCGGGGGCGCAGCCCACUUUUCCCUUGCGAGUCCCUUUGAAUGGGACCGCCAUCUUUCUUGUCUUUUGGAUGGCGGCGGCGCAUGCUUGGUGGCGGUCUGGCGGAUGCACGUGUGUUCGCGUGCGCGGUGUGGGUGGACAAGGCCGCAAGGAGGAGGAGAGUGUGGAGCUGCCCAGAAGUGGGUGCCGGCGCUCUGGCUGAUAAGCCGGCCAGUGGUUAGUAAGACGUCCGCGGGAGAGCAUGUUGUAGGCAGCAACAUGAGUGGUAGGUGCGGCUGGUUAUGCCGGCCGUGCUGUGAUGUGUCUGUUGGAAAUUUGGACCGACGGCGACGCCUAGUUGGCUGGGCGGCCUGUGCCUGCAUAAUGCAACCCGGCUAUGUCCGGAAGACGAGGUAGUUGCGUGUCAAGAUACGCUGGGGGCGGGCAGGUAGGUGCGGCUGGGCCGUGGGAGAUAGCAAGGGUGGGCGGCAGAGUCCACGCAUGUGGCCAUGUGGUCGGGUAUAGUACUGUGACAUCCGCAGUGAUGAUGUUGUGUUACAGGGUUGGAAGUGUGCGUCCCUGAACCUGUGACGAGACUAACCGAGCCGCAAGGGCUCCUCGUCUCUCCUGUUUGGGUCAUUGUGAGCUUCGUACACAUGCAAGGCAGAAUCUCUCAACCUC
Messenger RNA from Chlamydomonas reinhardtii, 3317 nucleotides. RefSeq lists its product as uncharacterized. The coding region runs from base 508 to 1116 and encodes 202 amino acids. Lineage: Eukaryota; Viridiplantae; Chlorophyta; Chlorophyceae; Chlamydomonadales; Chlamydomonadaceae. The transcript has 2 exons. The record is from RefSeq and is a predicted model, not a curated record.